Molecule: messenger RNA, 4915 nt
Organism: Carassius auratus (goldfish)
Lineage: Eukaryota; Metazoa; Chordata; Actinopteri; Cypriniformes; Cyprinidae
Product: gastrula zinc finger protein XlCGF26.1-like
Exons: 3
Coding region: 93-1889 (598 amino acids)
Source: RefSeq, a predicted model, not a curated record
GGUGGUGUGACGUCAUAAGGCUGUGCGCACUCCCGCGUCUGUGAUUCGGCUGAAGAAAGAUAAACUGAGGUCCAUGUGACACUUUUAUAAAGAUGGAGUUUAUCAAAGAGGAGAGUGAAGACGUGAAGAUUGAAGAAACAUUCAGAGUCAAACAUGAAGAGACUGAGACACACAAUAUUAUAAAGAUGGAGUUUAUUAAAGAGGAGAGAGAAGAUGUGAAGAUUGAAGAAACAUUCAGAGUCAAACAUGAAGAGACUGAGGAACAAACAGACCUGAUGGCACUGAAAGAUGAGAGUCAAGGACUGAAUGAAACAGAAGAGAAAGAUAAAAAUGAGAAACAUCAUGAUUUCAAAACUAAAGAAAAAUCAAUUAGUUGUUCACAGACUGAAAAGACUCAGAAAAUACAAACUAAAACCCUUAAUUACAACAGAAUUCACACUGGAGAGAAAUCUUACACCUGCAAACUGUGUGGAAAGAGAUUUACGCAACAAAAUACCCUUAAUGUCCACAUGAGAAUUCACACUGGAGAGAAACCUUACACCUGCAAAAUGUGUGGAAAGUGUUUUACACGGAAAAAUCACCUUAAUGUCCACAAGAGAAUUCACAGUGAAGAGAAACCAUUCAUAUGCCCUCAGUGUGGAAAGCGAUUUAAACAGAAAAGUACCCUUAAUGUCCACAUGAGAAUUCACACUGGAGAGAAACCUUACACCUGCAAAGUGUGUGGAAAGUGUUUUACACUGAAAGAUCACCUUAAUGUCCACAAGAGAAUUCACAGUGAAGAGAAACCAUUCAUAUGCCCUCAUUGUGGAAAGAGAUUUACACAGAUAAAUAGCCUUAAUGUCCACAUGAGGAUUCACACUGGAGAGAAACCUUACACCUGUGAGCUGUGUGAGAAGAGUUUCACACGUAUUGGAGAGCUUAAGAUUCACAAGAGCAUUCACAGUGAAGAGAAACCAUUCAUAUGCCCUCAGUGUGGAAAGAGAUUUAAACAGAAAAAUACCCUUAAUGUCCACAUGAGAAUUCACACUGGAGAGAAACCUUACACCUGCAAAAUGUGUGGAAAGUGUUUUACACGGAAAAUUCACCUUAAUGUCCACAAGAGAAUUCACAGUGAAGAGAAACCAUUCAUAUGCCCUCAUUGUGGAAAGAGAUUUACACAGAUAAAUAGCCUUAAUGUCCACAUGAGGAUUCACACUGGAGAGAAACCAUUCAUAUGCCCUCAUUGUGGAAAGAGAUUUACACAGAUAAAUAGCCUUAAUGUCCACAUGAGGAUUCACACUGGAGAAAAACCUUACACCUGUGAGCUGUGUGAGAAGAGUUUCACACGUAUUGGAGAGCUUAAGAUUCACAAGAGCAUUCACAGUGAAGAGAAACCAUUCAUAUGCCCUCAGUGUGGAAAGAGAUUUAAACAGAAAAAUACCCUUAAUGUCCACAUGAGAAUUCACACUGGAGAGAAACCUUACACCUGCAAAAUGUGUGGAAAGUGCUUUACACAGAAAAAUCACCUUAAUGUCCACAUGAGAAUUCACACUGGAGAGAAACCUUACACCUGUGAGCUGUGUGAGAAGAGUUACACACGAAAGGAAGAUCUUAAAAUUCACAAGAGAAUUCACAGUAAAGAGAAACCAUUCAUAUGCCCUCAGUGUGGAAAGAGAUUUACACAGAAAAAUACCCUUACUGUCCACAUGAGAAUUCACACUGGAGAGAAACCUUACACCUGCAAAAUGUGUGGAAAGUGUUUUACACGGAAAGAUCACCUUACUGUCCACAUGAGAAUUCACAGUGAAGAGAAACUAUUCAUAUGCCCUCAGUGUGGAAAGAAAUUUACAAGGAAAAAUACCCUUAAUGUCCACAUGAGUAUUCACACCGGAGAGAAACCUUUUAUCUGAAAACUCUGUGGAAAGAAUUUCUCACAUAACAUAUACCUAAAGAAUCACAUGAGGAUUCACACUGAUGAGAAACCUUUCACCUGUGAACAGUGUGGAAAGAGUUUCAGGGCUAUAGCAAGCCUAAAGAUUCACAUGAGAGUUCACACUGGAGAGAGGCCAUUCAAAUGUGAUCAGUGUGAAAUUAGUUUCUCAUUUUACAAAAACCUGAAACAUCAUUUGAAAUGUCAUUCUGACAAGAAAAUGCCAUUUUCCUCAGAAUAACAAGAGGUUUAGAAAAAAAGAGUGAUUUCUUGGAUUACUCUCUUAUCAUUUAUUCAGGAGCAGAUUUAUUUUAAAAAUAUUGUCCCAAUUUUGAAACUUACAAAUCCGUCACAUUUAACUUUCAGCUCAUUCAAUAUAAAGUGCACAGACAGCAUUAUUCUUGUACAAGGUUACAUUCUACAUACCCCUCUAUGUCACCCUUAUGUAUUAAAUGUAGGCCCAAUGAGGGAACUUUGGGUCAUUUAUUUUGGUUCUGCCCCCCCAAAAAUAAGUUCUGGUUUGUUUUGUUUUUAUUCAAGGGUGUUAAGACUGAUUUUCCCCAUGGAAUUCUUGUUACUGUAUUCAUCUGGUCUCCAUGUUUGGAAACCUAUAGUCCCAGUCAAACUCAAGCAGUCCAGUAUGGGAUGACAAUAACAAAGAAAAUACUAUUUUGAAGAUGUGAAAGAAAGAGUUUGUACACAAAUUUGAGAUGUGGCUAACAGAGUUUAGCAGUGUGCUACAUAUGGAGAAAUUCAGAUGUGAAAUUGCUGGUAAACUGAAGAGAUUCUUACAGAUAUGGAAACCCUUUUAAAUAUCUUGAAGGUGAUAACUGAUUGUUAAUUUCAACACUCUAAUAAAGGGAUAGGUAACGUUGGUUCUGGGUACCACUGUCCUGCAGAUUUUAGCUCCAACCCUAAUCAAACACACCUGAACAAGCUACAUUUUUACAAGGGCUACAGGCAGGUGUUGGUUUUUUCAAGGUUUGAGCUAAACUCUGCAGGACAUCAUCACUCCAGGACCACGUUGCCUAUCCCUGAUCUGGACAUAUUCUCUGUGUGGUGUGACAGAGUAUGUCCAGUAAGGUUAUCAUGCAGCUAUUGAAUAAUUGGAUAAUAUUUUGUACUGAUAUUUUAUUUUAUAUAGCCCCCCCCCCCCCCCCCCCACACACCUUUUUCCUCGAUGUGUAAGUAAGCCUAUGGGUGAGACUUCCGUUGAUAACAGAUUAAAAUAACAUGAUAGGACACAUUAAUUGUCAAUAUCAAGCAGCAAAACAAACUGUUUUGUACAGCUAAAAUAGCUAAACGCAAAUGAGACCAGAAGCUAGACCUAUAGAAUUUACAAAUGACGGCGCCCGUUUUAACGUUAGGAAAAAGGUGGAUACAUUUUAAGUAUGAAGGUAAAAGAAUAGCAAAACUCGAGAACUUGUUGAUUUGAAUGUGACAACUUGUCAUAUUAAUAUUUGUACAAACCCGUUUCCAAAAAUGUUGGGACACUGUACAAAUUGUGAGUAAAAAAGGAAUUGAAUCAUUUACAAAUCUCAUUAACAUUUAUUUUAUUCACAAUAGAAUAUAGAUAACAUAUCAAAAGUUGAAAGUGAGACAUUUUGAAAUGUCAUGCCAAAUAUUGUGAUUUUGCAUUUCAUGAGAGCUGCACAUUCCAAAAAAGUUGAGACAUGUAGCAAUAAGAGGCAGGAAAAGUUAAAAGUGCAUAUAAGGAACUGCUGGAGGACCAAUUUGCAAUUUUUAAGGUCAAUUGGCAACAUGAUUGGGUAUAAAAUGAGCCUCUCAGAGUGGCAGUGUCUCUCAGAAGUCAAGAUGGGCAGAGGAUCACCAACUCCCCCAAUGCUGCUUCGAAACAUAGUGGAGCAAUAUGAGAAAGGAUUUUCUCAGAUUAAAAAAUGAAAAUAAUUUGAAGUUAUCAUGAUCUACAGUGCAUAAUAUCAUCCAAAAAUGCAUAGAAUCUGGAACAAUUUCUGUGCAUAAGGGUCCAGGCCGGAAAACCAUACUGGAUGACGUCGAUCUUCGGGCCCUUAGACGGCACUACAUCACAUGCUUAGACGGAAUGCUACUCUAAUGGAAAUCACAACAUGGGCUCAGGAAUACUUUCAGAAAACAUUGUCGGUGAACACAAUCCACCGUGCCAUUUGCCGUUGCAGUCUAAAACUCUAUAAAAGAAAGCCAUUUCUAAACUUAAUCCAGAAGUGCAGGUGUUUUCUCUGUGCCAAGGCUCAUUUAAAAUGGACUGUGGUUAAGUGGAAAACUGUUCUGUGGUUAGACGAAUCAAAAUUUCUUUUUGGAAAACUGGGAUGCCAUGUCAUCCGGACUGAAGAGGACAAGUACAACCCAAGUUGUUAUCAGCGCUCAGUUCAGAAGCUAGCAUCUCUGAUGGGAUGGGGUUGCAUAUAUCCAAGUUCUAGAACAACAUGUGCUCCCAUCCAGACGUUGUCUUUUUCAGGGAAGACCUUGCAUUUUCCAACAUGACAAUGCCAGACCACAUACUGAAUCAAUUACAACAUCAUGGCUGCGUAGAAGAAGAAUCUGGGUACUGAAAUGCAGAUCUGGGCCUGCAGUCCAGAUCUUUCACCCAUAAAAAAACGUUUGACUUGAAACGUUGCUGCACACCAAGCAAAAAAAGACACCAAAGUAGGUUCGAGAGAGUGAAUCGAAAGCAUUAGGAGCUGUCUGCUCUGCUCUCUAUAGCUCAUGAAUGUCACACAACCUGGACAUUUUAGGCAAUAUUAAACUCCUGGCCGGGACGUGUCCCGUAUGAACGGCGCAUGUGGCCACUCUAUUGAGAAUAAACUGCUUACCUGUGCUCCCACUUUCCAGUGAUCACUCCGGUGUAUUCUCCAAGUUCCUGUUUUCAUUGUCAUCCAGUUGUCAUUGUGUGUAUAAGUGCUCCAUGUGUGGUUGUAGCUCCAUGUAGCUUUGCUUUUCUGUUGAAUUUCCUUCUUACUAUCUCUCUCUGUUGUCUAAAGUGAUCAAACAUAAACUUAAUUCCAACCA